Messenger RNA from Ostrinia nubilalis (European corn borer), 7053 nucleotides. Its product is annotated as palmitoyltransferase ZDHHC15B. The coding region runs from base 101 to 1333 and encodes 410 amino acids. The record is from RefSeq and is a predicted model, not a curated record. Lineage: Eukaryota; Metazoa; Arthropoda; Insecta; Lepidoptera; Crambidae. Gene Ontology annotation, molecular function: palmitoyltransferase activity. The transcript is spliced from 9 exons.
CUGGCAAUGAUUUUCUGCAACUUUCAUUUUUCGUUUGUCUGUCAGUUUUUAUUGUCUCAGUGAACAUGGAUAUUUUCAAUGUUCGUACAAUUUAAUAAAUAUGGCAUCGUCAAUACAAAAUAGUAGAGUAUCGCCUUCGGGUUAUUGCGUGUGUUGUAGAGUGUGCAAUAUGUGGUGUUGGAGAGCCUUCAAGUGGCUCCCUGUGUUGUUGAUAGUUUCGAUCGUAACUUGGUCGUAUUAUGCCUACGUUAUUCAGCUGUGCAUUUUCACAAUUGAAACGACAGUUCAGCAGUGUAUUUACUUGGUGCUGUACCACAUUCUGUUGAUCAUGUUCGCCUGGUCUUAUUGGCGAACUAUAUUUGCUGAUAUAAAACCAAUUCCGGACAAGUAUAAGUUGCCGGAAGCGGAAUUAGAAAAAUUACUCAGUGCAGAAUCAGAGGAUGCUCAAAGGACAAUCCUCGAGAACUUUGCCAAAGACCUGCCUAUAGUCACCAGAACAAUGUCUGGUUCCGUCCGCUACUGCAACCGGUGCGUGCUAGUCAAGCCGGACCGAGCGCACCACUGCAGCAUUUGUUCUCGCUGCGUGCUCAAGAUGGACCACCACUGCCCGUGGGUCAACAACUGCGUCUGCUACCACAAUUACAAGUUCUUCAUGCUGUUCCUGGGAUACGCGCUGCUGUACUGUCUCUUCAUUAUGUCCACUUGUCUGCCCUACUUCAUCAGGUUUUGGAAGAUGUACGAAGAAUACAAGCAUGCCCACUGCGACCGCUUGAUCGAAAAGGGGACCUAUUCCAAGCUUUGCAUGGACAUUGUGAACGGUGAUUUUGGAACCGCAGCGGGCGCGGGUCGAUACCACAUCGUGUUUGCAUUCUUCGUGUCGCUGAUGUUUGCGAUAUCGUUGGGUUCGCUCUUCGGAUAUCACUGCUACCUCGUCGCCAAUAAUAGGACUACUCUAGAAGCGUUCCGGGCUCCAAUGUUUCGGGGUGGAGCUGACAAGAACGGUUUCUCUAUAGGUGCUUACAACAACUUCAAGGAGGUAUUCGGGAACAAUCCCAACCUCUGGAUGAUUCCCGUCUUCACAAGCCUGGGCGACGGGUGCGAAUUCCCAGUGCGCCGCGAGCACCAGCUCCAGACUUUCACGGCGCCGCAAGAGGCGCACGGGUACGAGUCCAUGGGCACCACGCGGUCCAGCUUCGGCGAUGGGAUCGUGUACCCGCUGCCCGCUAAGGAAGAGGACACAGAGUCGCUGCUUAGCUCCGAGCGCUGGGAGCGUUGGGGCGAGCGCGCGCGGCCCUUCGACGAGCGAGAGAGCUCGAGCUACGACGAGCUAUGAGUGUAGGCGCCGCGCUGCAUGCGCUCACGCCACACGCUCGCGAACUAUGAGGCUCUACGUUUCGCUGCUGCAUAAUAUUUUAGGCUUUAUGUGGAGCAAGUGAGAACAGUUUAGCGUGCGUUUAAGACUCCGUCUCCAUCAAGGCCAUUGGUUAUUCAAAACACACCUCCGCCCUGGAGGCGUGUUUUGAAUAACCAAUCAGAUUUAAUUAUUCAGGAAUCCAGGAAAUCUGAUUGGUUAUUCAAAAUACUUCUCCGCUUUGCUUUGCCUUGAUAGACACCGGGCCUUACGCAGGGGCCAGUCCAGUUCCUCUAUAAGUGUUCUCUGCUCGCUCCGUAUGAAUAUGCCGGUUAUGUUUACUCUAUAUUGUUUAUGAAACCCGUUUGAAGUAUAACUGUAUGAAAUUCGUCAAGAAAUAAUACACAUCGAAACUGAGCUACUUACCCACUCUCAGGAAAAGGAAAAACUUAGGAAUUCUGAAAAAGAUGUUGCAAACAAUGAUCAAUAACAUCGCCCACGUAAUUCUACUAAAGCCCGGUCUGUAAGCACGUAGAAUUUUGUCUAAUGACCCCAAGCUACCCAUCCUUAUCGCUCGCGCGUAAUUUUUUUUUUGUUUUUUUUUUGACAAUUUCACACAGCGCCAGCUAGCCCCAAAGUAAGCAACUUAAUGCUUGUGUUAUGGGUGCUAGCUUAACGGAUAUACUACUUAUAUACUUUUGUUUUUUUUAAAUACAUAAAUAUUAUACAUAGUCACACCCAGACCCGUCACAGAAAUUAAAAUUCAUCAUUUCAAUUUCUGCCCGGCCGGGAAUCGAACCCGGGACCUCUCGGCAUAGUAGUCCGUUCUGAACCGCUACACCAAACGGCCGACGCAAUUAUAUUGCUGUCGCGACUAUGCGACGGGCGCCCGCACUGAGUGUGCGAGCGCGACAGCAACAUAAUUACGCGCGAGCAAUAAGGAUGGGUAGCUUGGGGUCAUUGGACAAAAUUCUACGUGCUCACAGACCAGACUAUAGACAAAAACUUAGUGAUAAUAAUAAAAUGCUAUGUGUAUUAUUUCAUGACUGAUAUGUAACUUCUGUAAAUCAGUGAAAUUCCUAGUAAAUUAGACCGGUAUUCCAGAGCUUUAUUGAACUUUUCCAUUUCUAUGGAAGUUCUUUUUAUAAUAAACUCAGUUAUAUAGGUUUAUAGAAAUAAACCGUGUUUAACAAUCUAGACUGGAAUACCAGUUUAAUUUUUAAGGAUUAAAAAUACUUAGAUGAUGAUCGUAUUUAAUGUUUGUGUUUAUUUAUUCAAAGUACAACAUAAGUAUUAAGUGUUUAGUUUAAAAACGCGAAAUGAGUAUUGAGUUGAGUGUGGUGUUUAAGUGUGUUAUAGACUCGUAGAAUACGCAAGCCUUGCACAAGUGGCGUGAAGUAUGUCGUGGCGGAUUGGACACAAUAAAUGGUGCUGAAUGAUGUAAAGAUAAUUCGAAGGGCAGAUUAUCGAGAUUUACGAAGGCUACUGUAGAUUUGGCGAACAAAUGUAUACUGAAAUUGUACUUAUCUGAAAUAUGCUUAGAGUAAUUUGCUGGAAUCUAACACCAACUUCCAGGAUGUUAGGUCGACACAAAUGUACAGUCAGCGUCAAACAGUUCGUGGCACUAAAAGUAGCCAAAAAGUUCUCAACACGUCUUUGUUACAAUGAGGGUUUUCGCGAUUGAAAAAUCCACCAGAUUGCAAUACGUAGACGCGAGGUCCAAAUGCUGCGUGAUUGGUGGAUUUUGACAUAUCUGUCUAUGUCAUGUCAAAAAUAACCAAUCAUGCAGCAUUUGGACCUCGCGUCUACGUAUUGCCAUCUGGCGGAUUUCUCAAUCGCGAAAACCCUCUUGUCUACUUUUUGGUCACUUUCGGUGUCACGAUGUAUUUGAUGCUGACUUUACUCAUGGAACUUCUAGACUCUAGAGAAAACAAGUUAUUUCUCUUAUCAGCUUGUUUAAAAAAAUAUUUUCCUUAAUAUUAGAAAGUCCGCAAGACGUACAGGGCUUCUAGCUUUGUACAUAACAAGUGCUUUGACAUUAAGACUGCUGUAAAGGGGUAAUACGACAUGAGACAUCAAUCGAACCACCGCAUUUUAAUUCAUUAUCCAUCAAUUAAUAUAAUAAUACAGAAUAAUUAAGAAUUAAACUUAUAGUGGAGCGUUAAAUUUCCCACUUAGAUGUUAUAUGAGUGAGAGAGAUAAAUGAUUAAAAAGUUAAAUGUCUCCCUGUCUAUAUAAAUGUUAAAUGUAAUAAUAAUUAAAUCAUUAUACAUCAACUUUGUUAUUCGUAGGUUUUUAAGUAAUUUUAUCUCAUGACUAUUGUAAGUGUUUCGCAUCACUUGAUUUUGUAUUUCUUUUAUUUUACGUCAAUAUUUUUAUAGGGAAUAUUUUAUACGUACAAAUUAUUUCAUGGUGCAGAGGAUUUUAAAUUAUUAGAAUGAUAGGUACAUUUAUAAUUUCAAAAUGUUACAUUUAUUUUUUUACAUGACAUAGAUGAUUUAUUGGAAUGGAUGGAAGAUACAGUGUGUAGGGGAGACCUAGGAGAGUUGUGACAAUUUUUACUUUAGGGGCCAUAUCUCUCUCAAAAAACAUUCCACUGCUAUGAAUCAUACAAAUUAAUGUAGCGCCGUUCCUUCUGUUUUCAAAACAAUCAUCAAAGUUAACUUAAGUGUUAGGGUUUCUAAGAAAAUCACCAAAAUCUUAGACCACUCCCUCUGUCACAACUCUCCUAACACCGAGGUAAGUUGUGACAGGUACCGAGGUGAGUUGUGACAGCAUUGUAUUUCAUCUAUUAGAUAUAAAAAUACCAUAAUACUCAAUCAAAUAUGAAUUUUUACGAAAAAAAAUCUUUAAUCAUCCUUUAGUAACAAUUAAAACAAAUAGUUAUAGGAUGUCGUUGCACAGAUUGAGCCACAUUUCUCCAGCUUUUAUUUUUCUCCCACGACACUGGAUUUUUUAUUAUAUUAGCUAAUAUACAUAGUCACUUAAUAUAUUUUCUUCCUCUUCUGUAGAAAUAAAAUAGUCGCGGUGGGAUAAUCCACAGACGGAGCUUCGCCUUCUGGGUUUACUUGAUAAGCCUCUUUCUUCUUAAUAUAUCUUGACAAGUUUAGAUUGUAAGAGGUCGCAGCAUAUCUUAAACUUUAACCCUUUUUAACCUAAUCACUUCAUAAGCUAGGUCCUAUAUUUCGACACCAGUAAGCAGUUCCUCUAUAUGGCAUUCAUGUAUAGUUAUUAGGCAUUCAGAAUAAAAAAGUAGCAGCAGGCAAUUAUGCAAUAAUUAUGAACCUACUAACACACAAAAAAACAUUUAAAAACAUCGUGGAAAUGGCCCAUCAGAAAAAUAAAGUAAGCUAGGAGAGUUGUGACAGGCUGUCACAACUCUCCUAGGUGUUUAAAAUGACGACUUGGUUCGAAUAUUAAUUUUUAUUUUCUAAACACGAUGCGCACACAAUAUAUCAGUGCUACAUUUUGAGACCUGAAUAACCAUGCAACUUGAGAAAAAAUAACACAACAGUACACAUAUACUAAAACAUGAUAUAAAUUGAAAUAAAAUUUUGUCGAAAAACUUACUUUUCGCAUUUUUUUGUACACAGACGUCAUAUUUACGUAAUCGUGCCUCUAGCGCCGCCCGCAGGUACUUAGUCAAGAAGAGCGUCUUAAAAGCGACUAACAAGCGUUUUUUCCAGCUUCCUAAUCAAGUAAGGAGAAAUCGUCCUUGUCACAACUCACCUCUGUCACAACUCUCCUAGGUCUCCCCUAUGAAAUGUCACAAUUCUUUUUAAAUAAAAUAUAUUAGUUGUAUGUGUAAAUGAUGACGUCCCUCUCCAAUUUACCGGAUGAAGAGUAAUGUCACAAAAAACUACAUAUUUGCGCAAAUAACGAGGGAUGUCGCAUCGCGGGUAGUCGCCAAAAAGCAGUUCCAAUGCUAAAAGUAUAGCAUGUAUGUAACGAGAAAUGCUGAAAUGUGAUUGUUGUAAGGGUUUAUGGGCCACUUUACUAGGUCUUAGGUACAGUCAGCGUCAAAUAGUUCGUGACACCGAAAGUAGUCAAAACGUUCGCACCACGUCUUUGUGACAUUUGUGUUGUCAAGUUUUUGGCCACUUUGGGUGUUCAGCCCCCCUAGACAAAACGCACUUUUUGAUCGAAUCGAAAAUCGAAUCCGUCAAAACUCCAUACAAAAAAGGGGCUUUUCGACCACUUAUCGACUGGUUUGCGAUUAUAAUUUGCACUUUGUCUAGACCCACUGAACUAUUUGACGCUGACUGCAUCACCCAUUAGGAAAAUGCAUUUUGAUGUUAGAUUUAAUUUUAUAGUGAUCGCACUGUUUAUUAAUCAUGGCUGUUAUUGUGUUUAUCCAUGAAGAAUGUACUUAUUGCGAUCUAGUCAUUUAGUACUGCAUAUUUUAAAACGGUGAAAUUAUUUUAUAAUUAAAUGUCUCGAGCCUGUUUAUACAAAAAAGACCAGUUAUACUCAACUUGCGGCCCGCAAAACUUUUAUAAAUGUUAUGCAGCUUUUUUUUUUAUUAACACUAAGAAAAAAUCACGAUAUACCGCCCGAGGCUUCAAAAAAGGUUGAGUAUCGCUGCAAUAUAUUAUAAUUAUAUGAACAUCUCAUUAACAUUCCGAUUACAUUAUCAAAAUCAUAUAAUAUUGUAAGAUAAAAGAAAUCAGAGCAUUUAUAGCAUUAUGAUGUACUAGGUCGUUUCAUUAAAGCUACAAUGAAUGGAUUAAUGAAGUAAAUUGUAUGAGUGAUAUAAAUUAUACAAAACUGAUAGUUUUUUUGUAACGACCCUAUAGAUUAUUGUUGAUAUUUUAUUUGUUCUAUACAUAACUGUAUACGAGGGUGGUCUGAAAAGUUUCCGACCUCAACGUGAAGAUGGCAGCACACAUCAAUUAAAGUCAGGGAAUGUAAUUGUGCAUCUUUUGAAAGCAACACUUCAAAAAUUCAGCCAUUUUUGACGCGCGGUUUUUAUUUGAAAGUCGUUUGAGUGAGUCGAUGUGAGUAUUUUUGUGAAAAUGGAAAGAAUCGAGUAUCGAGCUGUCAUAAAAUAUUUGUUUUUGAAAGGGAAUACCCCUACGCAAAUCAAAGAUAAGUUAGAUUCUGUGUACGGGGACUCUUCACCGUCAUUUACCACAGUAAAAUUUUGGGCAGCCGAAUUUAAACGUGGCCGUAAGAGCUUGGGAGAUGAUGAACGUUCGGGACGUCCAAAAACUGUAACUACUGACGAUAACAUCGCUAAAGUUCACCAAAUGGUGUUAGACGACCGCCGAAUUAAAGUGAGAGAGAUAGCAGAGGCAAUGAAAAUGUCCAAAGAACGUGUUUGUCACAUAUUAAAUCAAGAUUUAGGCAUGAGAAAGCUGUCCGCGCGUUUGGUGCCGCGUUUGCUAACGUCAGACCAACGACGUGUUCGAAUGAACAUUUCCAAUGCUCUAUUGGCGCAGUUUAGGUGCAAUAAAUCCGAGUUUUGGCGCCGACUAAUUACUGUAGAUGAGACUAUGUAGAAAAAUAAAAAUAAAUUUUAAGAAAAAAAAUCUUGUAUCUAUGUUAGGUCGGAAACUUUUCAGACCACCCUCGUAUAAUGCUAAAAGAUUUCAAAAAAUAGAUUUACAUAGAUAUUUAUUGUUUUAAGGAUGUACGAUGUGCAAUGUUUUUUGUAAUUUAGCUAAAGGUGAAUGAAAUAUAAAGAAAUAAAAUGAAUGAAA